AUGAGCGGCGUUGGUCUCGAGGUUUUGCUCGAGGGUCUCAUUCCCGAGAUCGCAUAUUCUGGAGAAAAAGGCGUGUCUGUCUCUGCACUACUCAAAAUCGUCCGUCAGUAUCACAACACUCUCGAUGCACGACAAGAUGCAACUUCAGGAGAAGACAUCGCUGCUGUGGCGGCGCAGAUCACACAGAAAGAUGAAGAGAAGCUCGAUGAAAGCUCAUUCUCGCCCGCUGAGAUGGUCUCAGCUCGCUGGGCUUGGGACUGGCUGCGUACCCGACCACAAAUUCUGAUCAACAAGAACAAGCGCUACAACAAGCUUGAGCUACAAGAAGUUCUCGCCUUACCCGAAGCUGCUGAGAGCAAUGGAGCAGAAGUUGAUGACGGCCCUGCCGACAUUCCCAAAGAGAAAGAAGCCGCACCAAAAGCGAAAAAGGCGGCGUCCAAACCCAUCAAAGCAGCUGCCUCUCAGAAGAAAGCCUCAAAACCGAAAUCCAAGAAGGCCGCACUUACUGUUCGGCCUCGAAUCUACCCUGCCGAAGACCUUGUUUGGCAGACUCUCACUCGCCAUGGUGUGGACUACAAGAGAGUCCCUGUUCUUGAAUGGAAGUGUCUUCUUGGUAUUGCCUCUGUUAGAGACAAAGGCAUUCUGCAGAGCGAUCUUCGAAGAUUGGUGGACCAGGACAAGCGUUCCCUUCCCAAGCGAACCGAUUCCCUCGCCAGAAAAGGCUACAUCGCAAAGCGGACAAUCGUGGUGUCGAAGAUGAAAACUAGCAAGCUCUGGCUUAUCGACUUCGCGCCUCCCAUUCUGGAGACUGAGACUGGUGGACUUGAUUUGUCGGUCGAGACGCUUACCAAGGACCUGGAGCCUGUUACCUGGCAUGAUCGGUGGACUAGGGAUAACAUCGACAUGGAGGCUUUCGCUCGGACCUUCGUCGGCGUCGUCAAGGCAUGGCAAGUCAUUCGCUAUGCCGAUUUGAGGUCCAAGAUGGGCGUCGUGGGGAAGCACUGGCAGAUGAAGACCCUUGCCAAGAACUGUCAACGCAUCGUCGACUUGGGUGUUUUGAAGUACACUGCUGCCACCUUUCCUGGCGCACGUAAAGUCUUCAAGGACUGUCUCAAGUUCAUAAGAGACCCAACGGACGAGGAAUGGGAAAAGUUUCUUGCCACAGGCAAGAAGACAUCACUCUACUCGGACGCUACGCGCCAUCGUGAGCCAAAACCUAACGCGCUUGCCCUCUUCGGAAAAGCCGCCAAAGCCGACGAGGCGGCGAAAAAUGAGCCCAAGCCCAAGCGUCGCCGCAUCUUUCCUGGCUGGACUCCAGAAAAGCCGCUUGCUCAAAACGUGUUUGAAGUGAUUCAAAGCGCAGGCCCAGCAGGAGCCUCGAAUCCUCAGGUCAGCGUUGCCACGGUCGGGUACGCCUUUCGUCGGUACAUGGCAAGCCACUUGACCAAGGUCGCUGAAACGCAGCAACCAUCGCACCUCAAGCAUUUCCAAGUCGUAAGUAGACUGGAGCGGAAGGGAAAGACUUCUGCCUACAUGUUUUCCGUGACAAACCCUGCUGCUCAAGAUGAUGCCAGGGACAGCCCAGCCGCUGCGACCGGUGCUAGUGCGUAUGGCUUUGGUCAAGUACGAGCAAAAUCGUUCCCCGAAACAUCAGACCUAUCCCUUACGGAAAUCUGCCGGUUGGCCAAGAAGCCUCGCUCGAUGGCAAAGCGAAAAGGCCGCCAUCUGAGCAAACUUGAAGCCAUGUCACAAACUGAGGCCGAGGCAUCCAAAACUCCAGACGAUGUUGUCAUGUCGGGACAACCGAAUUUUGAGCCUAUCACGCCAAUAGACCAGAGUGUCAAUGGAGAUGAUGCCACCCACGAAGACCUCGCAAACCACACAAAGGCCGCGUCUCCUGAACUUGUGGAAGAGAGGCCACCGGGUGCCUAUAGAGGUAUCCCUGGGUCACUCAAUCCAAAUCCACAUUUUAUUGGACGACCCAGAAAGUCCAUCGUCAUGGUGUUCCGAUCAGAUAAGUUGAAGGACCCCAACUUCUUGGGUACUCCUCGGGUGUCCGAUGCGGACCCAUCACCCGCUUCAUCAGUUUUGGGAGUUACCGACCAUUCGAGCACCGUACUCAGUGCGAGGUAUAAUGGUAUUGCCGGAACGUUAACAAUUUCUGCUGCAAGUCGGGCGGUUACAUUUGACAGGGACUCCAAAGAAGCUGGCAAAGAGCCUCUUGCUAUCAAACUUGACGAUAUGCUGGAUGAUCCGGCUGUACGGGACGUCCCUGGGGCAGAUGGCAAGAGUUUGGUUAUUGUGACCAAGGAAAAUCAAAGCACCAGCCAGUUCGUGGUUGCUGAACCAUCAACCCCUCAGAGCAUUGCAGAUGAUCUGGCCCCAACAAGAGGUGGGGCUGUUCGCGGUGGCCGCGGUGGCCGUGGUGGCCGUGGUCGCGGAGGAAGCACCCGGAUCCGAGGAGGCCGUAGGGCGCAGAUGCUUGCCAACGACCCAAAGCCUUACAAAUGUGAAACUUGUGGUGGUGCUUGGAAGAACGACAUUGGACUCAAGUAUCAUCAGACGAAGGCCCAAACGCCCUGCAAUCCGAACUUCGACCCUUCUACUGUCGCAGAACGCGGAAGAAAGAGGCGAAAGCUUAUGUCACCGGAGCCAGAUGCUGCUUCUGUGGCUUCAGGUGCUGGAGAUAACCAAAACGCACCAGUUGGUAAUCAACCGGAGAAGGACGGGCGCAAAAUGCGAAAAUCAUCAGCUCGCUCACGCGCCACUGUCAGAGCCGGUGUUAGAGCGAUCCAAAAUGCCGAAAUGACUUUCCGUGGGUUGAAUGCCAGCAAUGUUGUCGAGAGCGUAGAAGAUGCUGCUCAGUUAUCAAUUCAUCAGCACCAUCAAGCAGCCGGCGGGCCUCUGUCCUCUCAUGUCACCCAUGUUGCACCUAAGCCCAAAUUUGGAGGAAUCAUCAGUAACUUCUCCAAGGAAGACGAUACCCUUCCAACACCUAGCAACCCACACAGCCAACAUGAUCCGAUGAAGAUUCAGCAUGUUAUCGACCCACAACAAACACCCCAGCGUCAUUCAGCAGCAUCAACAGCCUGCCAACCAAGUCCAGGCUCAAGUGGUGCCGUUUAUUCCUUCAAAGACUACAAUCGGUUUUCCACCGAGGCCAAGAAAAGGACCGCUCAGGCUCGUGACAUCAUUCUCUACCUUCUGGACAACAAUUUUGGCGUUUUUCCUGGUGGCAAGUCAUUAUUCUAUGCCCUGACCAAGGUGUAUCUUCGGGCGUUCAGACACCAAUCUCCCCCAACCUGGAAGAAUCAUCAGGCCGCGAUCAAGGCGCUAGAAACUCGUCACCUAGCUGUUCUUCACACCCACAUGCUGAGGACAGAGGCUGGCAGGUUCAUCGAACUUUCCCUGAUUUUGAAGACCGGAGUCAAGACCAACGAUCCCAUGCCAAUGAAGGUGAAGAAAAGGAUGAAGGAGAAGUAUCCAAGCCUCUAUAUUCCCACAGCGUUUUCCCCGACACAGGAAGAAUUAACCACUUUGGAGGAGUUGUAUGAGAAACCUGCUGGUAAUGGCAAGGAAGAGCGGAAGGUCAAUGCAAAUGGCCAAAAGUUUAGGAGCAGGAGAAAGAUUGAUGAAGUCGAAGUCUUCAACGCACCUUUUUACACCCAGCACAACGAAGAGAAAGUCCGCGACUCUACGGAUCCUCUCUGGGUAUUGGAAUCCGAAAAGGUCAGCUCCUACAACAAGCGCCCAGCGAUGGAUGAGCUUCCGGAUGGCCACCCAGAAAAGAGGGCAAGAUUAGAUGAGCAAGGUACACCCAGCAAACGUUUCGGCGCGCAUCAUGACGAUUCAGAUGGUUCCGUGUGGGAGCCGGAUCACCCAUCCCCCUACCAUACAGGCCCCAGGAGGAGGGGACGCCCCGCGAAGCUUUUCGCACCAACGUACACGAAACAUGUCACCGACCAGGACGAGAACAUAGAACCACCUUCAGUCGCCGAGGCGAUCAAGGCAUACGGUCUAUUACCGGCUAAGUACGGCAGUAAGAAGAAGGAAGCGGCGCUCAGAAAGUUGCACAAACUGCUUCCGCAUGUUGGUAAGAUGAGGAAUCCAGGCUUAAGCAGCUUGCCGCCUUGGUUCUUUGACAGCCGCCAACGAACUAUCGAUAAACGCGUUGUUGAGGUCCAAUUUUUGGAACCUAAUCUCGACAUCCACGGGCCCGGUGCUUCCACAGCACAAGAGCAGCCGAAGCAAGCCGAGAAGUCAAUCUUAUCAAAGGGCGAGGGCUCCACAGCUGGCGAUGAUACCACAUCGAAUAACGAAAAGGCCGAGGGAGCCCAGAAACCCGUGGUCUUUCAGUUCGCGCCUUGUACUACGAUUCAAGACGAAUCACGGGGUUCUUGGGCUUCAAAGGGGUGGCAAUUCUUCGAGAACCACAAUGGCAGUUUUGCUGUCAAGGGUUGGAUGCCAGAUCUCGACUCUCUUACUGAGGAGAACCUUCCUCGCAGUGCUGAAGCGAUGGCCAAGGGCCCAGGAAUCACAUUCAACCCCGAUAGUUGGAAGGAUCCAGAAUACGGGAGAGUCACCACCCUUAUCGACAAGUGCGCGGCGUGGGAGCGCUCUUCACCCGGUACCGCCUUGCUCACAGCCAACAUCGUGUCGUCGAAGCCCAUUUUAAUCAACGUCUCUUCAUCGACGACCAAGGCUAGUAUGAAGAACUUGACGCUCAAAUGGUCAGAGGAUCGACAGUUCGACUUGGAUACCUUGCCGUAUGAUGACGUUGUUCAGGUAGCAGACGAUGAGUCGCUACCGUAUGACGGUGGUAGCCCCGACAGAGUCUUCAUACGGCCUGUUCGGGCCACUCGCACGAUCCGCAAAACUGAACCGAACAAACCUGGACGAAAAGGCGCAGGAGGCCGGCCUCCCAAGAUCAAGCUUCCUGCCAUCAAGACGGAGCGUGAGCACACAGCUUAUCCAACCACAGACAAUGACUUCUUGCGGGUUUCCGGUGACCGGACGCAGGAGCUGGAUUGGAGCAGUGACAACGUCAAGGUUACCGCGUUUGUUGUCGUCACUACAUUGCUGGGUGGUGUUGACAGGGUGGUUGAUUGGGGUCUGAUGAUGAGACUCUUUCCCGAUAUGACGCUUAGCCAGCUCAGGCAUACUUGGGGUUCUUUGAAGAAGGACCGUAUGUCAAGCAUUGUAAACCUGACUGAUAAGUUCAGACGUGCUUUCCUCAAAGCCUAUGGAGUAGGCGUACCGAAGAUCAACUUCGACAAUAUCCUCGAAUACGACUGGAAGUGGCUCAUCAAGUGGGCUUCUAACCUUGACGAGUUCCGUCAUGCCGACAUACCGGGAUCCAGGAAUGCUCUCAAGAGAGACUACAACGUGACCGGAAUAGGAAUUGAGGACCGUGAGUGGCGGGAGACAUACAAUCAUCCGCAGCGCUCGGUCUUUAACAAGUUCCAAGACGCAACUUCGGAAGCAAUGGCACUGUCAAUCGACGAAGACGAUAUCAAAGAACAAAACAACGUCAGAAGAAGAGAGCUGGCACUUGCCAUGGCAUUUAUGCGCUCACUAUGCGUGACGCCAGUCGAGACUUACUCAAAGGAGCACAUCAGCAAGCAACGCAACAGCUUAUUCCCCACCCUCUCUAGGGCAGAGGUUGAGGGUCUUAUGGUGAAGGGCGUUGAUCAGCUCCAACGUGAGGGCAUCAUCUCCAAAUCUAACUCCCGGUUCCAGAAUGGCUGGCGUUGGCGCAUUGCCAACCGCAUCACCGACCUGCUUGACAAGGUCUCACACGAGGAAAGACUCGCUCAAGCCCUCGCCUACAAGCGGGAACUCGACAAAGCCUUCCGGGCUGGUGAGAAGAAGCGUGUCACAUACGUCACUAACGACGGAAUGAUUAUGGCUCUGCUCAACAUGCAAGCCCACCAGCGCGUCCGCAUUGAGACCACCGGCCAGCCAUAUGUGUCUAUGGGUUUCGAGCCUGGCAACUACGAGACAAGAAAGUACACCAAGAAAUACCUUCACUUCCGCAUCGAUGUCAUCCCUACUGAUACCUACCGCUACGACGAUGAUCAGGAGCUGGAAGAUUUCCGCAAGCGAGUCAUGUCAGCACCGCCUCCUAAUAUGGGGCCGGAUGGCGCAACGCCUAUUUGGUGCGAUGUGUUUGGCCGGAUUGACGCAACUCGCUGGCUUCGCUAUUUGUGUGUCGUACUUGUCACAAUCGCUUCCAAGGGCGCCAUGGGUCCCGAGGAAUUGUGCAAGACGCUCAAGCCCGCGAUCAUGCCGUUCGAGGCUGAGUUGAUCAUCAACUGGGCCGAGCAGUUGGGCAUCCUCGGACAGCAGUAUGAGGGCACAGCGCUAACGGUGAUGGAGUGGUGGUGGAUGGCCUUGGAUGCACAGAAGCAGGGUCUGGAGGCUGGUCUUGCUGGUGCUGAUGUAGCAGAGGGAAUGAGGACUAGGAGAAUGUUCCCCGGUAUGAAGACAUUCUAG
Sordaria macrospora k-hell is the source of this 6495-nucleotide messenger RNA. RefSeq lists its product as uncharacterized. The record is from RefSeq and is a predicted model, not a curated record. Gene Ontology annotation, molecular function: DNA binding. Gene Ontology annotation, cellular component: transcription factor TFIIIC complex. Gene Ontology annotation, biological process: transcription initiation at RNA polymerase III promoter; 5S class rRNA transcription by RNA polymerase III. Lineage: Eukaryota; Fungi; Ascomycota; Sordariomycetes; Sordariales; Sordariaceae.